Xylaria bambusicola is the source of this 880-nucleotide messenger RNA. RefSeq lists its product as uncharacterized. The record is from RefSeq and is a predicted model, not a curated record. Lineage: Eukaryota; Fungi; Ascomycota; Sordariomycetes; Xylariales; Xylariaceae. The coding region runs from base 266 to 733 and encodes 155 amino acids. The transcript has 4 exons.
UGCCAAAUUAGGGAUCGCGAUGCACUCCUUUACCGUGAUUCUCGCUGGCCGGUGAGCUCCAGUGGAAGAGAAACGUGCAACACAAUCCCAAUCCAUGCACGCUCCUAGUAAUAUAGUCUCGCAACACAGAAUGCCAGUACCUACUAAAUACACCAAUUGUCUCGUGUAUUUAAGAGUCCCUCUUGCCUGGCUGACUGAACAGUCAUGUUUCUUGUUCUGCAAGCCUGGAGUUUACCAGAAAUCAUCCCAUUGAAACAGAACCACCAUGAAGUUCACAACCAUCUUCACCGGCCUAGCUGCCGUUGCUCUUGCCCAAGCUGACCUAGUCGAGCGUUCCGGUACCAGACUCACUCAGACAGAGGCCGCCUCUCGCCUCUCAGCCGGUGGCGUGGGAUGGACGUCGAGCGGUGGCUGCUCAGAUAAGACACGGCCAACCUGCACUUCAUUUGACGGUGUAUACUCCGGCACCGUAGAUGGAGCCAUUACUCUGAAGCGCGCGUGCGCCUGCACAGUGACUAUCACCGGCGGCACAGAGACUGGUCACGCAAGCGGUACCUACAGCCACGCAAAUGGCUACAAGUUUGAUUUCUCCAAGAAUUCAGGACUUAACUCGUACAUCACAAACUCGUUCACGCGCAUCGCAAAUCGUGCCGACGGCUAUCCUCAAUGGCAAGCUGCCUCAGGUAACAUCUACUGUGAUGAGGGGAAUCAUUGGGAUGUUACAUUCUAUUAAGCGUGAUUGUUGUUAGCUGGAGAGCGAGAAAGGUUGGGAGAUUUUAUAACAAGGACAGAGAUCUGGGCUUGGAACUUGAUGCUAUUCACCAUAUAAUGAUCUACCAGGGCUGCAAAAGUCCUUGGCGUCUUGAUCUGGCUCUAUAUG